ACAAAAAGAAAUAAGACAUCCAGCAUUCUAAUUUUCUUUCUGUCUUUUCCAUAUUAAGAGAAAACGCAAAAUUUAUAUAAUAACUUUGCUUCUCCUAGCAAUCAAUUCAUCUCUUCCAAUAGCUUCUGUACUACCCAAUAGAGAAGCCUGAAUCCCAAAUCUAAACUGAUAUAGCUCAGAAAAAUGUCUAAACAAUGCCUUCUUCAAUGAUGAUAAAAUCAAUCAAUUCAAUAUUUGUUAGAUAAGUAGAGUUCAAACUAUCAAAAAAAAAAAAAAAAAAAAAAAAAAAAAAAAAAAAAAGAACAGGGAUGGAAAAUUAAGCUUUGCAAAUUAAGUGUUAGUUAAUAGAAAGUGGCCCGCUUAGAAUUCACCAACUGUAUAAAUCUUAAGAGGAAGCAAGAGUUAUUGAGAGAGUUCAAUAUGAGAAACUUUUUUACUGCUUAAACAGAAGGCAGAAAAAAUGGAACAGCCUGGACCUAUUGAAAACAAGAGUCAUUGUAGGUUGGAGUAAUUAUUGAUGCUUUUAUAAUCUUUUAUGAGUCAAAAUUUGUGCCCAUGUCUCUGAGUGAUUAAAAGAGAGAGAGACAGACAGACUAACUGAAAAGGAUAGGAAAGACACUGCUGUUAACCAAAACAAGAUAAUACGUAUUAAUAUGCUCACAAAUUCUUAUAAAGAGGCACUAAAAGCACAACUCUUCCCUACAACACAAUAUAUCAGUAAAGCACGACUUAAUCAUCUUAAACUCUAUUUUUCUCUCUGUCUCUCUCAUGGAGUUUCUCACAGCAUUGUAUCUAUUUCCUUUCUUCUACAUAGCUUACCUUCUCUGCAAGCAGGCUAUUAGAAAGAGGGAUCAAUGCUGUUACAUGCUUCAUUAUGAGUGCUUCAAACCUCCUGAAGAUAGGAAGCUAAACACUGAAACUUGUGCCAGCAUCGUAUUCCGUAACAAAAGUCUCCGCAUAGAGGAGUUCAAGUACCUCCUGAAAACCAUUGUGAGCUCUGGCAUAGGAGAGUCAACUUACUGCCCCAAAAAUGUCCUUGAAGGCAGAGAAGCAUGCCCUACUCUUUCUGAUGCAAUUGAAGAGAUGGAAGAAAUCAUCUUUACAACACUCGAUAAGCUAUUCGAUAAGUCAGGGAUAUCCCCAUCGGAGAUUGAUAUCCUCGUCGUCAAUGUCUCCUUGCUUGCUACACUCCCCUCUCUCACAUCGCAGGUUGUGAAUCGUUAUAAGAUGCGAGACAACAUUAAGACGUACAAUGUCACGGGGAUGGGCUGCAGUGCAAGCAUCAUUGCCAUUGAUAUUGUCCAGCAACAAUUCAAAGUACACAAGAAUGUGAACGCUAUUAUAGUUAGCUCUGAAUCCAUGGGGAAUCACUGGUACAUGGGCAGAGACCGAUCCUUCAUGCUCUCCAACUGUCUAUUUCGCACAGGAGGUUGUUCAAUGCUCCUCUCAAACAACAGAAAUCUAAAGCAUAGGGCUAUUAUAAAACUCAACUACUUAUUGAGAACCCAUCUCGGAUCUGAUGAUGAGGCAUACAAGUGUUGCUAUCAGAAAGAAGACGAUGACGGGUAUCCUGGAUUUUGUCUCACCAAGCACCUGCCAAAGGCAGCUGCUAAAGCCUUUACGGAGAAUCUCAAGGUGCUUGUGCCUAGGAUCUUACCCCUUAAGGAGCUUCUCCGGUAUCUGAUUAUAUCUAGUAGCUGGACAAAGGGUGACCUUGAAAAAGUUGGAAAAGGGUUAAAUUUUAAGGCUGGUAUCCAACACUUCUGCAUUCAUCCAGGUGGCAGAGCAGUUAUUGAUGGUACUGGAAAAGGGUUGCAGCUCAGUGAUUAUGAUUUGGAACCUGCUAGGAUGGCUCUUCACAGAUGGGGAAAUACCUCAGCUGCUGGUUUCUGGUAUGUUUUGGGUUACAUGGAGGCUAAGAAGAGACUCAAGAAAGGGGAUAAGAUUCUCAUGAUAAGCUUUGGGGCAGGUUUCAAAUGCAACAAUUGUUUAUGGGAGGUGAUGAGGGAUUUGAAGGACAGGAAUGUCUGGGAUGACUGCAUAGAUGAUUACCCUGUGAAAAACAUUGUAAAUCCUUUCAUGGAAAGGUACAGCUGGAUCAACGAUGAAACACUUAGCUUCGUUAGACUCCAUUAGAAAGCCAAGAACCCCAACAUUGUUAGAGUUUCUGUUUUCCCUGUACGUUGCUCUGAAUCUUUGAUUUAUAAUUUUCAUAUUGUGCUAUUUUUUACUUUAAAGUUUAGGUUCCCCAGCAUAACUGCUGGUUUAUAGGAACAUAAUAUUCUGGUUAUAGGUCCCAUGUAAUUCUUACACCAAUCUGAUUGAUUUAAAAUCACAGCCUCCCCCCUUCCCCUGAAAAAAAUAGAAAUUAAUAAUAGUAAUUUUCUUGGUAUUAUAA
Beta vulgaris subsp. vulgaris (sugar beet) is the source of this 2398-nucleotide messenger RNA. RefSeq names its product 3-ketoacyl-CoA synthase 19. Gene Ontology annotation, biological process: fatty acid biosynthetic process. Bases 769 to 2136 code for a protein of 455 amino acids. NCBI's taxonomy places the organism in Eukaryota, Viridiplantae, Streptophyta, Magnoliopsida, Caryophyllales, Amaranthaceae. Gene Ontology annotation, cellular component: membrane. The record is from RefSeq and is a predicted model, not a curated record. Gene Ontology annotation, molecular function: acyltransferase activity, transferring groups other than amino-acyl groups. The transcript has a single exon.